CCGCAAUUUCAGACUGAGCCCGACGCCCCCCGAUGACGUGGGCGGUGCGCCGGAAGUGCGAGCGGUCCGCCGUCUUGCCAUGGCUGCGGCCUCCUCGCGCUGGAACCAUGUGUGGGUCGGCACGGAGACUGGGAUCCUGAAAGGGGUGAACCUGCAGCGGAAACAGGCGGUGAACUUCACGGCGAGCGGACAGCCGCGGCGGGAGCAGGCGGUGAGCGCGCUGUGCUGGGGCGCCGGCGGCGAGACCCAGAUCCUUGUGGGCUGCGCCGACAGGACAGUGAGACACUUCAACGUCGAGGAGGGCAUAUUCCAGGGCCAGAGUCAUUGCCCCGGCGGGGAGGGCACAUUCCGGGGUCUCGCCGAGGCUGAUGGCAACCUCAUCACAUGUGUGGAUUCUGGAAUCCUCAGAGUCUGGUGUGACAAUAACAAGGAGGCAUCCUCUGACCCACUCCUGGAACUGAAGGUGGGUCCUGGGGUGUGCAGGAUGCGCCAAGACCCAGCACACCCCCAUGUGAUUGCCACAGGCGGGAAGGAGAAUGCUUUGAAAGUGUGGGACCUGCAGGGGUCUCAGGAACCUGUGUUCAGGGCCAAGAAUGUGCGGAACGACUGGCUCGAUCUACGGGUUCCCAUCUGGGACCAGGAUAUACAUUUCCUCCCUGGGUCACAGAAGCUUGUCACAUGCACAGGGUACCACCAGGUCCGUGUCUAUGAUCCGGUCUCCCCCCAGCGCCGUCCAGUCCUAGAGGCCACCUAUGGAGAGUACCCACUAACAGCCAUGACCCUCACUCCUGAGGGCAAUUCUGUCAUCGUAGGGAACACGCAUGGGCAGCUGGCAGAAAUUGACUUACGGCAAGGGCGCCUACUGGGCUGUCUGAAGGGGCUGGCAGGCAGUGUCCGUGGGCUGCAAUGCCACCCUUCAAAGCCCCUACUAGCCUCCUGCGGCCUGGACAGAGUCUUGAGGAUACACAGAAUCCGGAAUCCACGUGGUCUGGAGCAUAAGGUUUAUCUCAAGUCUCAACUGAACUGCCUCCUCCUGUCAGGCAGGGAUAACUGGGAGGAUGAGCCCCAAGAACCUCAAGAGCCUAACAAGGUGCCCCUAGAAGACACAGAGACAGAUGAACUUUGGGCGUCUUUGGAGGCAGCUGCCAAACGUAAGGUCCCUGAUUUGGAACAGACACAAGGGACUCUUCAGAGCAGAAGGAGAAAAAAGAAGCGGGCUGUCACCAGUCCUUGAAGCCCCUUACUCACUUUGUUAAUAAAACUCAAAAACACA
Messenger RNA from Nannospalax galili (Upper Galilee mountains blind mole rat), 1273 nucleotides. It is a transcript of the gene Wdr74, whose product is annotated as WD repeat domain 74. The transcript has 11 exons. Bases 80 to 1234 code for a protein of 384 amino acids. The record is from RefSeq and is a predicted model, not a curated record. Gene Ontology annotation, biological process: ribosomal large subunit biogenesis. Gene Ontology annotation, molecular function: protein binding. Gene Ontology annotation, cellular component: preribosome, large subunit precursor; nucleolus. Lineage: Eukaryota; Metazoa; Chordata; Mammalia; Rodentia; Spalacidae.